CGCAUUUAGACAUAAACAUCCGCCAUUUGUCGUUUAAAAUUCCUAGCACCGGCUAAGUAGAAAAUCGUGUAAAGAAGAUGUCAAACCCAGCAUAUCCACCACCCGGGGGUGCCCCUCCCCCAUACGGUGGAGGUUACGGCCCACCCCAACCAGGAUAUGGCCAGCCACAGCCUGGAUACGGACAGCCACAACCUGGAUACGGACAUCCCCCAGCUGGAUAUGGAUAUUCCCAGCCAGGGUAUGGAGCCCCAACUACUACUCAACAGUCCAACGUUGUGGUAGUGCAGCAAGGAGGCGGCGGAGUGGUCGUACAAGAACGUAAAAGAAGAUUCCACGAAGAAACUUGUCUAAAUCUGGUAAUAUGCUUGCUGUUUUGGCCGUGGGUCUUCGUUUGGAUCGGUCUGUGUAUAUGCGAUGUGUAGAAGAAGCCAUGCUGAAUAAGGGAGAGACUGGAAACUCAAAAAUUUGACAUGAAGAAACACUGACUGCUUUAAUCAAAACAUUCCAAGUGUUUUGUACAUAGAAAACGAUUUCUGACUUUCAGGAUAAACCAGUUUUGGAGUGUUUUAACUGUUAUAUAUAUAAUCAUGUUUAUUGCUUUCGGGGUCUUUUGCUUUCUUAUGAACUCUGGGGUCCAAAAAACUGAACAGCCAAUUAGUCAUUAAAUACACCUUUCUAAAUGUAAUCUGCUGGUUUCUUAAAUUUCUAUUAGGCUGCAGGAUAUUAUAAACAAAACAUAUCUGACUGAGCUGUAGCUUAGUAUGAAUUUGAAAGAGACAAAUGUAAGUUCUAUUCUUUCUUCUCCAAUAAUUAAGGAAUUAUUCUGGUAAUUACAAGACUUAUCACGCUAAUUAAACACUCGGUUUUGGGAGAAAUAUACCUAAAUUCAUAUAAGAAAGAAAUGAUAAACAUAAAAUAUACAGAACUUAUGGUCAGCAAAUUACAGAUAUAAAUUCUGGGAGAAUUUAACAAUUUUUCUUGCAACACAAAAAGAGUUGUCGAUCGCUGAGUACGAAGGAGGCCUUUCAAUAUAAAUAACGAUUUUUUUUGUAUGAAAUACUAUCUAUGCAUGUGUCAAAAUUAUUGAGAAUUUUCAAAAGAACUAUUUUCUUACACAGUCAACCGUAUUUUUAAUUAACAUGGGGUAAUCUGAUUUACAGAUCUUUAAAUUCAAUGCAAUUUUUGUUAUAUUAUUGUACAUAGAUUUUGCCUUUUUAAAUAUUUUGCUUUUUUAGCUUAUGGGUCUUUACCAUGACUCUCAUGUUUAAAAAUUUUAAGGGUCUUUCUUUGCUAUUCAUUUAUAUCUAU
Saccostrea echinata is the source of this 1308-nucleotide messenger RNA. RefSeq names its product postacrosomal sheath WW domain-binding protein-like. The record is from RefSeq and is a predicted model, not a curated record. The transcript is spliced from 5 exons. Lineage: Eukaryota; Metazoa; Mollusca; Bivalvia; Ostreida; Ostreidae. The coding region runs from base 78 to 422 and encodes 114 amino acids.